AUGGUCAGCGCCAACGCUAACACCCGACCAUUGCUCCAACCUCUUUUAAACAUUCUGCCAUCUCUUGGCCCACAAGUUCUCCACAUAUUUAUCAAUCACUUGCCAUUCGAAUGGUUUCUCAAUUCUAAUAUCACUUUUACAGUCCCACUUAACGACCCAAGUAAAAUAUUAGCUAAUCAAAUUAGUCAAACCUUGACACCUAAACACUUCACUACGACGUUCCCUAUUGUCGACGCAGGCAACCGUGCCGACUGGUCAGAAUUAGCUGAAUUUCGCUCUGCUCGCUCAAAAAUUACACGCAGAAAACAUUUAUGGAGCUUCUUAAGUUUCAUGUUACGUUGGAACGUACCAGACACGGUGUACGACAAAUACUGCCAACGCUCAUAUGACAAAGCUCUUACUUUAACAACUCCGGUUAAAACUUAUCAUGAGUUGCUCCAACUCCUUCGCGAACUUGACGCCUUACCUUACUUGAGACCUAAUUUUGAUACGGUCAUAGUACAACUCUUAAGAACCGCGUUCCUGCACAAACCAAUCCAUAAAGUUAUCAAACAAAUCCACAAAGAAACCACAUCUUAUUGGGAUUUCUGUUACGUUUUCGAUUCAAGCUUUUAUGAAUUGGUUCCACCUAACAUUAAAGGUAAACCAUGUCGCCGUCCUCCUGUCCAUCACUUUUUAAGGAAUGGUUUACCACGUUGUUAUCGGGACUUACCCACCACUCCCACACCAAUUGCCGCCACUGCGCUUAAACCCAUUACACAUAUUCCUGAUACAAAUCAUCAACUUAUCGUUAGUACUCUGGACUUAGAAACAACUCCUGACACAGCUCCAGAAACACUCAAAGACAUUAUUGAUGAAAACAAAGCACAGAAACUUGAAAUCACAUCUUCACCUGCACGUCCAGAUAAGCACAGAGUCAAUAUCAACCGGACUGCUCCUUUUCCACCAAAUCGGCCUCUUUCUAAAACCGCUAUGGCCGCUGAAUUAGCUAUCACCAACAGCACAACGGGAUUGCUGGGACUUGGUACGAUGGCACUCACUACUAGUCAUCGCCACAGUCCACCUUGUGUUGUCUUUAAGAAACCCGACCCCCGGGGUAUCGGGGGAUGUCACAUACAGGGCAUCUACGAGCGAACUGCAGAUACGCCCGCCAAUUAG
Molecule: messenger RNA, 1158 nt
Organism: Lodderomyces elongisporus
Lineage: Eukaryota; Fungi; Ascomycota; Pichiomycetes; Serinales; Debaryomycetaceae
Exons: 4
Coding region: 1-1158 (385 amino acids)
Source: RefSeq, a predicted model, not a curated record